AUGGGCCCCACCGACCUUGACUGCGGCCCCGCCGCUCUCAUCUGCGGCCCCACCGCUCUCACCUGCGGCCCCGCCGCUUUCAACUGCGGCCCCGCCGAUUUCACCUACGGCCCCGCCGCUCUCGUCGGCGGCCCCGCCGCUCUCACCUGCGGCCCCGCCGCUCUCACAUGCAGCCCCGCCGCUCUGACUGGCGGCCCCGUCACCUGCUGCAGCGCCGCCCGCCACCCGGGCUGCCCGACCCGCCCCACCCAGCCGAGCAGCCGACCGCCGCGCCGCCCUGCAGCAGCAUCGCCGAACCGCCCAGGCAACCGAGCAGCCGGACAGCCGAGCCGCCGAGCCGCCCGGCAGCCGAGCAGCCGAGCCGCCCUACAGCCGAGCCGCCCAGCAACCGAGCCGCCGUGCAGACGAGCCGCCCAGCAGUCGAGCCGCCGGGCCGCCGAGCCGCACUGCAGCCGAGCCGCCCAGCCGCCCAAUAGCCGAGCCGCCGAGCUGCCGAGCCGCCCUACUGCCGAGCCGCCCGAGCUGCCCUGUCUGGUGAGCACAGUGCCUCUUUUACUGCACUUCCCUCACCCUACUGUUGCACUGCUAGUCUACUGUGAUGACCUGCAGCUGUUCUUACAGUGCGAUAGGGCUGCUCCUGAUGCUGACGCCACUGUUCGCUCCCAGUGGGCCACGCGCGACGCUGCUGCACGUCUUCCUGUGCGUCGCCACCUCCCUACCUCCGAGCGUGCGCACUUUAGUCAGUACAAGAGUGCUCAGACCUUGUACGACGCUGUAGUUGCGCGCUACUCCUCCCUUGCCACUGCUGCACUGAGCCGUCUCAUGCUACCGUACCUCUUCCCUGACCUUGCUGCCUUUCCCACAGUCGCUGACCUCAUUACGCACCUCCGCACUAGUGACACUCGCUACCGCGCUGCGCUUCCUGCUGAGGGUGUUCUCCCUCCCCCCUCUUGCCCUCUGUUGCCUCUGGUGCUGCGGUCGACCUCGUUGGUUUUGAGUCGGUCGGCGCUGCGUCUGCCCCUUCGGGAAAGCGCCGCACAGGCAAGGGCAAGGGGGGCAAGGGUGCUGGAGGAGCCGGUGGGGGCGGUGGAGGCGGCGGUGGAGGUGGCGGAGGGAGUGGGGGUGGUGGUGGGAGUGGUGGCGGGGGUGGGGGUGUCGGUGGCAGCGGUGGAGGCAGAGGCGGAGGCGGUGGUGGCGGAGGGAGCGGAGUCGGCGGUGGUGGCGGAGGCGGCGGCGGUGGCGGAGGCGACGGAGGUGGCGGUGGAGCAGGUCGCGGUUCUGCACAGAGGGUAG
Molecule: messenger RNA, 1293 nt
Organism: Closterium sp. NIES-65
Lineage: Eukaryota; Viridiplantae; Streptophyta; Zygnematophyceae; Desmidiales; Closteriaceae
Source: the annotation of a GenBank genome assembly